UAACACUUCCAUCGUUCUCACUACCUCACCUCUCUCCCUCCUCCCAACUCACCAGUUAUUAGGGAUCGUUCACUCUCUCUAUCUCUCUCACGCACAAACACACACAGCGCAACUCUCAUUGUCUUAAAGAAGAAGAAACGAAGACUCUCUCUCCAUAAAUAUAUAUACACUUGUAUAUAUAUGUGUAUGUGUGUGUGUAUAUAUAUAUAUAUAUAUUUCUUCCUAUGCGUUGAAGCUUCUCUUUUACUGAGGCCAUUUGCUUAAAAGCGUGAAACCGAAUUUGAAAUCGGACAAUGUUCUUCGCUUUAGUGAAUCAGACCAUGUGAGCUUCUGACAUAUUCUUUCUCUCCAUCUUCUACUUCUUCUAUUCUCUCUCUCUAUAUCUUUCUCUCUCUAGAUUUCGGAAUCGUUUGAUCAUCGAUUCGUGAGUUGAAUCGAUCAAUGGCGGCGUCUUCGUCACGGGGGCGAAGUAGUUCACCAUUCCAUUACCGGAAGCCUUCGAGUCCAUACUCCUCCACGUCGUCGUCUUCGUCGUUCAUGAACGGCGGCGGUGGCGGCAGUCGGCUAAUGCCUCGCUCGUGUUCGUCUUCGGCGACGUCGUUUUACGGGUCCGGAAAUGGGUUCAGCUCCAGAUCCAUGACGCCGAGUCGGAAUCGGAGCGAUUCCAUGUAUUCCAGAGGGUAUGGAGCUCGUACGCCUGUCGCUUUCCCGUCGGCGGAGGAGCUGAUUGGAGAGCCAGUUGAUACUUCGAGAUCGGGAGAUAGCAUUUCGGUGACCAUUCGUUUUCGGCCUCUGAGUGAAAGGGAAUUUUCGAGAGGAGAUGAGAUCUCAUGGUAUGCCGAUGGAGAUAAGAUUGUGCGGAAUGAGUAUAAUCCUGCAACUGCUUAUGCUUUUGAUAGAGUUUUUGGACCAUCUACGGCUUCUCAGGAAGUAUAUGAUGUAGCUGCUCGGCCAGUAGUCAAGGCGGCAAUGGAAGGUGUAAAUGGAACUGUCUUUGCCUAUGGUGUUACAAGUAGUGGGAAGACCCACACUAUGCAUGGAGAUCAAAAUUCUCCAGGUAUAAUACCAUUGGCAAUAAAGGAUGUUUUCAGCAUUAUUCAAGAUACUCCAGGACGAGAGUUCUUGCUUCGAGUAUCAUAUCUUGAAAUCUAUAAUGAGGUGAUAAAUGACUUGCUUGAUCCAACUGGUCAAAAUUUGCGUGUCAGAGAAGAUGCACAGGGUACUUACGUUGAGGGUAUAAAGGAAGAAGUUGUUUUAUCGCCUGGUCAUGCACUUUCUUUUAUUGCUGCAGGGGAAGAGCAUCGCCAUGUUGGUUCGAAUAAUUUUAAUCUGUUGAGUAGCCGUAGUCAUACAAUAUUCACACUGAUGGUUGAAAGUAGUGCCCAUGGUGAUGAAUAUGAUGGAGUGAUCUUCUCUCAACUUAAUUUGAUUGAUCUAGCUGGAUCCGAGAGUUCAAAAACUGAGACAACUGGAUUACGGAGAAAGGAGGGAUCAUACAUUAAUAAAAGUCUUCUAACUCUUGGAACGGUAAUUGGAAAACUAAGUGAGGGGAAGGCAUCUCAUGUUCCAUAUCGAGAUUCCAAGCUUACCCGCCUUCUGCAAUCUUCACUGAGUGGCCAUGGACAUGUUUCGCUUAUAUGCACAGUAACUCCUGCAUCUAGUAAUAUGGAGGAAACUCAUAAUACAUUAAAAUUUGCAAGCAGGGCAAAGCGUGUUGAGAUCUAUGCCUCGCGCAAUAAGAUCAUUGAUGAAAAAUCAUUAAUUAAAAAGUAUCAAAGAGAAAUAUCCGUCCUCAAACAAGAACUUGAUCAGCUGAGGCAGGGGAUGCUUGUUGGUGUCAGUCAUGAGGAGAUUUUGACCUUAAAACAAAAGUUGGAAGAAGGGCAAGUGAAAAUGCAAUCACGGUUGGAGGAAGAGGAGGAAGCCAAGGCCGCUCUAAUGAGUAGAAUCCAAAGGCUAACCAAACUCAUACUUGUUUCUACUAAGAAUACAAUUCCUGGAUGUUUGAGUGAAGCAACUGGUCAUCAACGGCGUCUUUCUGCUGGAGAGGAUGACAAAUUGGAUGUUCUACGCAAUGGUUCUUUGCUCGUAGAUAGUGAGAAUCAGAAGGACAGCUCAUCUUCUGCUUUGGCAGUUCUGUCAGAUCCUUCUUAUGAGUUUAAGCACAGAAGAUCUUCCAGCAAGCGAAAUGAUGAACUAUCAGCAGCUAGCAGUACAAUUACAGAAUCAACUCAAGCUGGUGAACUUAUCAGUGGUUCUUCUUGUGGUUCAAAAUUGCCAACAGGUGGGAUGACAAUGUCGGAUCAAAUGGACCUUCUUGUUGAGCAAGUUAAGAUGCUUGCUGGGGAGAUUGCAUUCAGCACCAGUACCUUGAAGCGUUUAGUGGAACAGUCUGCAAAUGAUCCGGAGAGCUCAAAAUCUCAAAUUCAGAACAUGGAACGUGAUAUCCAAGAAAAGAGGAGGCAAAUGAGGGCCUUAGAACAACGUAUUAUUGAGAGUGGUGAGGCUUCAAUUUCUAAUGCAUCAUUGGUUGAUAUGCAGCAGACAGUGAUGAGAUUGAUGACGCAGUGCAACGAAAAGGGUUUUGAGCUUGAGAUAAAAUCAGCAGAUAAUCGUAUUCUUCAGGAACAACUGCAGAAUAAGUGUUCAGAGAACAAGGAACUGCAAGAGAAAAUAGAACUCUUGCAACAGCAGUUGGCUUCAGGCACUGGUGAUAAAUUAUCAUCUUCUGAACAGUGUAUAUCUGAAGAAUAUGUUGAUGAUUUGAGAAAGAAAAUUCAGUCUCAGGAAAUUGAAAAUGAGAAACUAAAGCUAGAACGUGUUCAAAAUUUGGAAGAUAGUAGUGGACUACGGGUGCAGAAUCAGAAACUUUCUGAAGAAGCUUCUUAUGCGAAGGAACUGGCGUCUGCUGCUGCUGUUGAGCUGAAGAAUUUGGCUGGUGAAGUCACCAAACUUUCAUUACAGAAUGCAAAAUUAGAAAAAGAAUUAUUGGCUGCUCGAGAAUUGGUACAUUCUAGAGGUGGUGGUCUACAAACUGGUAAUGGUGGCAACCGAAAGUACAGUGAUGGUCUGAGACCUGGGAGAAAAGGCAUGCAUUCUGGCCGAGCUAAUGAAGUUUCAGGAAUGGGUUAUGAUGACUUCGACUCCUGGAAUCUUGAUCCAGAUGAUUUAAAAAUGGAGUUACAGGCAAGAAAACAACGGGAGGCGACCCUUGAAGCUGCCUUGGCUGACAAGGAAUUUGUAGAAGAUGAAUACAGGAAAAAGGUUGAAGAGGCAAAGAAAAGGGAGGCGGCUUUGGAAAAUGAUUUAGCAAACAUGUGGGUGCUUGUUGCACAGCUGAAGAAAGAGGGUGGAGCAGUCGCUGUGGUAAACACAUGUGAGAGCCAUAGUGACAGAAUGGAUCAUGUGAAUGGUCUGAAAGUAGAUGCUGCUGACAGCAAGGAUACUGUCCUUAAAGAGAGACAGGUUCAGGAUGUUACAAAAUCUACUCUUGACAUCUGCAAGGAAGAACCUCUUGUUAAUCGUUUGAAGGCUCGAAUGCAAGAGAUGAAGGAAAAAGAAGUCAAGUACCAGGUCAAUGGAGAUGCAAAUUCUCAUAUAUGUAAAGUAUGCUUCGAAUUGCCAACUGCUGCAAUGCUUCUCCCUUGCCGGCAUUUUUGUUUAUGUGAAUCUUGUUCGCUUGCUUGUUCUGAGUGUCCAAUUUGUCGCACAAAGAUUGCAGAUAGGGUUUUUGCUUUUACUUCUUGACGGAAUUUAUCAUCAUUCAAAUGUUUGUUACAUUCCAUGCAAUAGAGGGUGCCAUUCUUUUAUUAAUUAGCCUGUAUGCAACUAUUUAAAAGGUAUAUCAGUGUUUUGUCUGUGUGUGUCCCCAAGGGGCUGUAAAAUAAGAGGGGAAAGAAACCAAGAAAAGAACAAAAAAAAAAAAAAAAAAAGAGUGAAAAGAAGACAAUCUAUUGCACAUAUGAAGUUUAUAUGCAGGUUAUUGCAUUGAAUCUCAAAUACCCUGCAGAUUGUUCUGAUAUUUCCUUUGUACUUCUGUUGCAAUGUAUAGAACAACGUAGGCGACGGUAAAAAGAAUAUUUUCCCCUCUUACUUUGUAUAGUUCUGAAUUUCUUUUUCAUUUGGUUGUAUUAUAAUUUGACUUCGUUUUUCCUUUCGGGGAAAAAAAAUGGUGAUUUCGCUCUCCGUUGGUUCGAAAUGUGAAAAACCUGAUUUUGUUGCUGAUAUUAUUGAAAUGAAUCAAGGUCAGUAUGCAAGUGUUCUCUGUA
Cornus florida is the source of this 4268-nucleotide messenger RNA. Its product is annotated as kinesin-like protein KIN-7D, mitochondrial. The coding region runs from base 442 to 3747 and encodes 1101 amino acids. Gene Ontology annotation, biological process: microtubule-based movement. The transcript has 25 exons. The record is from RefSeq and is a predicted model, not a curated record. Gene Ontology annotation, molecular function: microtubule motor activity; ATP binding; microtubule binding. Lineage: Eukaryota; Viridiplantae; Streptophyta; Magnoliopsida; Cornales; Cornaceae.